Colletotrichum chrysophilum is the source of this 1077-nucleotide messenger RNA. RefSeq lists its product as uncharacterized. Gene Ontology annotation, molecular function: alpha-1,6-mannosyltransferase activity. The transcript has 2 exons. Gene Ontology annotation, biological process: protein N-linked glycosylation. The coding region runs from base 1 to 1077 and encodes 358 amino acids. Gene Ontology annotation, cellular component: mannan polymerase complex. Lineage: Eukaryota; Fungi; Ascomycota; Sordariomycetes; Glomerellales; Glomerellaceae. The record is from RefSeq and is a predicted model, not a curated record.
AUGACGAUGUACAUGAGCGAGAAGCCCGAGCUGGCGGUCCGUACGCCGCUGCGGGAGCGGUUCUUAUACCACAUCUCUCGGCUCCGAUACCGAACAUGCGCACUAACGGGCCUCAUUCUAAUCCUCAUCUCGACAUUUUGGUUGUACGGCAACAGCGGACCGAACGGCCUCCGAUUUCCAUUCAGCGCCGAUAUGUUCUCCGUGGAGCACACAACAUGGAUUGACAACUCAACACGAUCCGACUGGGUCAAGCCGCGCCCUGGACAUAUCAUCCCGCCCAAGAUCUGGCAGAUCAUGCUUCCGAAGAACUGGAAAGACAAAUACCCUGUCAACAACCCAGACAAGUUGAAGGAAACAGCAUCAUGGUUGGCCAUGAAUACCGACUACGCCUAUACCCUAGUUGGUGGAAAGGGCGGCAAAGAAUUCGUCGAGCGCCGCUUCGGAAACCACUCGAAGAUCCUGCAAACGUACAUCAACAUGCCUAACGUCGGCAUGAAGUCCGAUAUGCUUCGAUACCUGCUCCUCGACGUCGAGGGCGGGGUCUACACCGAUACCGAUACCCUCGCCUUGAAGCCUGUCGACACAUGGGUUCCGCGUAACAUGAGAAAUGCAACCCGGCUGAUUGUCGGCAUCGAGUUUGAUCAGCGAGAUGGUCCCGCCUGGGCAGAUAUUCCUCAUCCGCUCCAGUUCUGCCAAUGGACUAUUGCGGCAGCUCCUGGACAUCCCGUCUUUAUGAAAAUGACGAACAGGGUUGUUGAAUCUGUCGAGGAUCUGGUUCGGCAGCACGGUGUUAAGGAAAGCCAGCUGAAGCCAACUAGCUUCGAGGUCAUGAACUCUACGGGACCUGCGGCAUGGACGGACGUGGUGUUUGAGCACUUGCAGACCAUCGAACCUAGCCUGACCGACAUUCGAAACCUAUCAUAUAUGACAAAGCCGACGUUAUACGGCGACGUCUUGGUCCUUCCUAUCGACGGAUUCGGGAUGGGACAACUGCAUUCUGACAGUACACACGACGGAACCAUUCCUGAUGAUGCCUUCGUUCAGCACUUGUUCGGUGGUUCUUGGAGAGAUCAGUGA